AUGGACUGCAAAUCGCCUGAGUUAAAGCUCCUGAGGCAACAAGCGUGGAAUGUUUCGCGAACCUGGCUGGAACACGAAUUCAUACAUGUACGUCGAGGUUGGAACGCGAGCGCCGACAUGCUAGCAGGACAGGCUCUUCAACGUCGGAGAGGGAAAGUCACAUACAGUCUCGAUGAGGUGAAAGAUAUCAAGACGUUGAACCGAUUGCAGGAAGUCAUUCGUUCACUGACCACGGAUGCUGAUGGCGCCAAACUCGAAACUCGGGAGCACGAGCUGACCCAAACGCGGGAUAUAGCCAAACCCGGAAUGAAGCGUAUGGUCCCGGUUAUUACCCGAUACUGGGACGCAGAAAACCGAGCUACGACCACGCCAAAGCCGGACGUUCUGCAGGAACUCGUAGUCCAACGAAUCCGUUUAGACUGCAUCCGCAUGGCACAAGAAGAGGAACUCUGGAUAUUCAACCUGAAGCAAUUUUUUGUAGAAGGGAAUAUCGGUGAACUCUCGAAACACGAGGUGAGGGAUUGUGCUAUUUUCGCGGGCCAGUACGAGGUGGGAGAGUGCGGGCUGCUGUAUUAUCAUGUGCGGGGAAACGAGACGGCAGAAGAUCGGAAUGUAAUCAUGAAGCUCGUGGUUGCGGAGACACUUCGCGAUGACAUACUGUACCACUACCACGCCGAACCUACCAGCGAAUUCGGCAACAUUUCCAUUGGCCAGGCCUGUUCAGAAGCGUGCAAAAUCACGUGGGGGAGUGUACGGAUUGCGAGACCGGGAAAGGAAGGCCGCCGAUCCAAUGGGAAUCGCCCGGAAACAUCUUUGCGACGUACCCAUUCCAGGUCAGACAUCCCGUCGUUGCCCGCGUCGUACAAGAGAAACACGGAGCUGCUGGUACGGGUGGACCUCUUCACGGAUUUUGUCAUAGCGAAAACAAGCGCGUCGCGGACUGCGCAGACCGUCGCCGAGUCGUACGAAGAGGCCGAGUUUCGACGUUUGGGUGCUAGUGAGGUCAUCCGUCACGACCGCGAGCUGGGUUUCAUGUCGGACUUCUUCCGAGCUUUUAACAGGCUCAUGGGGCAGAGGCAACGUGCGACCCUGGCGUACCGGCCACAAGCAAAUGGAGCCGCCGAGCGUAUGGUUCAGACCAUCUCGCGCGCUAUCAAGAUGUAUAUCGCGGAUGUCGAACAACGCGCCUCGGAUAAGUACGCAGAUAGGCUCAUCUACGCCCUAAACACGGCCCACGACAGGACUCGGGACGAGACACCUUCAUCGGUGGACCCACAAUUCACGCUCGAAGCGACGUUGGCGGUGGGUAACACGUCGACACAUGAUAUAGAAGCCUGUUGCUGGAGACUGCAAAUCCAACGCCAUUACAAGAUCGCCCGAGCACAAGCACUGGAGCUCGUCCGCGAGGCCGUCGAAACCCGGGCCCGACGUCAAGACGAACGGGCGACGGAGGAGGCGUACUCCGAGGGAUCCCAAGUCUGGCUCUAUCUUGAUCGCCUCAAACCCGGCUAA
Molecule: messenger RNA, 1512 nt
Organism: Phytophthora megakarya
Lineage: Eukaryota; Oomycota; Peronosporomycetes; Peronosporales; Peronosporaceae
Source: the annotation of a GenBank genome assembly